Capsella rubella is the source of this 1215-nucleotide messenger RNA. RefSeq names its product pentatricopeptide repeat-containing protein At3g60980, mitochondrial. The record is from RefSeq and is a predicted model, not a curated record. Lineage: Eukaryota; Viridiplantae; Streptophyta; Magnoliopsida; Brassicales; Brassicaceae. The coding region runs from base 13 to 1098 and encodes 361 amino acids. Gene Ontology annotation, cellular component: chloroplast. The transcript is spliced from 2 exons. Gene Ontology annotation, molecular function: protein binding.
CCCCCAAUAAUAAUGUCUCUGAUCCGCCGCCUCAAUCUUGGUCGACGCUUUUGCACCGCCGUGCCAAGAAGAGCAGAGGACAUAAUGUCAAACCCAGAUUGUCGUCCUAAGCAGCUAUGCUUGAGAGUAUGGUACUUGAUCAGAUUCGUUGGGGAUCUCGACACGGCGGCGAAGUAUGCUCGUUUGGCUGUUUACAGCAGAAGGAACUCCGAGUUCACAACAACAACAUGUCAAUUCAUCAUCGAAGGCAUGUUGCGGGAUGAAAGGUGCGAGGAGGCUGCCGAUCUCCACUAUUUCCUCUUCAAUAAGCAUAAGCUCAGACCCAACGUCCAUUGCGCGAACUCCAUCUUCAAAUCCUCUUUAAAAAUACAACGAGGCUUCUUUACCUUCGACCGUGUUUUCAAUUUGCAUAAGGAAGCCGUCAAAUCUGUUAAACUCUACGACUACCCAAGUACCGAUAGUUUCAGGGUAAUGACUAAAGGGUUAGUCCACUCCGGUCGAUUGGACCUAGCCAAAGCCGUGCUUGAAGACAAGACAGUCGAUAGGAUCAUCUACCCAGAUCACGUGGCGUUCAACAAUCUCAUCCGCGGGUUUUUGGGUCUUGGCAAUCUAGACGAGGCGAAUCGACUCUUGCUCGAAUUCAAACGGUUGUUUUAUAAUGCCCUUUCCGUGACCAAAGAUGAUUUGCACCAUUCAAACUUUGAAAACAGAGUGGCGUUUCUGACGGCGACAUUCAUGGAGUACUGGUUUAAGCAAGGUCGAUUUAGCGAGGCUAUGGAGACCUACAAGGAGGCGAGAGCCAAGAACCACUUCCUCAGUGACAAAUAUACAAUUACAAAGUGUUGCGAAAAAGGAGCAGACUCUUUAUUUUUUGAUGUUGAUGGAUACAUCAUCACAAGGUGUUGCGAAAACGGAAUGUUGUCAGAAGCAGAGUCUGUCUUUGUUGAUUCACUUGCUGUUGAUCUCGGAUACAUUGAUACUAUCACUUUUAAAACAAUGAUCGAUGCUUACGUCAAGGCUGGAAGAAUCGAUGAUGCUAUAAAAACCUCCAACAAGAUGAUCGACGCAACUCUAAAGGAAGUCUCCGAUCUCUUUUGACCAUUUUUCGUCACUUGGUGAUCUUUAUUUAGUGUAUUUUUUUAGAUGUACUUGUUUUAGACAGACAAUAAUAGAGUUUGAAUGGUAUGAAUGGAGGUGCUUAGGUUUUAAAAUGAA